Messenger RNA from Paramecium sonneborni, 774 nucleotides. Lineage: Eukaryota; Ciliophora; Oligohymenophorea; Peniculida; Parameciidae. The record is from the annotation of a GenBank genome assembly.
AUGCAUUAUAAAAAAACAUCUAAUGGAGAUUAAUUUACAUUUCUAAAUAAUCGGGUUAAUGAAUUAAUGACUUAAGUGGAAAAUCUAGAGUAGAUUAUACAAUAAUAAAAGAAAGAAAUAAGUUAUUUGGUGAAGACUCCAUUAAAUGAUGAAAAUAAUUAUCUAAAGGAAAAAAUUAAACUCUUAGAAAAAGAGAAUGCAACAUAAGUAGAUUAUUAUGAAGAGAUUAUACUCUAAAAUUAAAUACGAAAUCAAGAAUAUGCAACCAAAAUAAAAGAAGACCAAAAAACAUUCUAAUUAUAAAUAAACUAAUUAGAGAUGAAAAUCCAAAUUAUAUUAGAACACAAUGAUUAACUUUAGGAAUAAAUUAACUAGAGAGAUGCUAUUAAUUUAAAAUAACAAUUUUAGGAACUGAUGAAAGAUCAUAAUUAAAUUUAGUAAAAUUUUGAAAAUUUAAACAAGGAAAUUCAUCAGCUUAAAUAAGAGAAAGAAAUAUAAGAUUCUGAGUUGUGGCAAUUAAAAAAUUAGAAUGCAUAAUUAAAAACUUAAUUUAUUUAUCAAUAAGAAUAAUCUAAUUAAAAAGAUCUAGAAUGCAGUUAAUUAGUAAAUGAACUGAGUUACUUAUAAAAUUAAUUGCAUACAUAGAUAUAAUAAAAUAAAGAUUUGAAAAAAUAUAAUGAUGAUAAAAGUAUCAUGAUUGAAUAAUUGACGAAAUAGCUUAUGGAAUUAAAUUAGUUUUUAAUCGAUCAUAAAUUGAUAUCCUAAUAACAUUGA